CAGUGCAGCGUUAGUGUCAGCCUGUGUCAGAGCAGGCAAGGAAGCAGAAGCCGCACAAUGGGGCACGUUUUCUUUAUACUGCUGAUGAUCUUGACCUUGGAUCACUCAGCAGGAAACAGCUUCUUCAUCUCCGCCCCGAAUGUGUUUCACGUGGGCGUUAAUGAGAAAGUGUUUGUCCAGAUGGGACGACCUCAUCUAAACAAUCUUGUUAGUCUGCAUCUGGAGCAUGAGACUACUGGUACCGUGCUGUCUGAAAAGAAAACUGUUCUGUGUGCUGACGAAGGGGAUACCAAAACAGUGGAGCUCAUGAUAAACAGGGAUGUUUGGUCGAGAAUUACACAUCGUCACGGUCCUCCAUAUGUUGUGCUGGUGGCAGAGAGCGCCUCCCUCAGACCCAGGCAGACAGCAAGGAUCCUGGUGUCAAAGCAUCAAGGAUAUAUCUUCAUUCAGACCAAUCAGCCGAUCUACAACCCAUCCCAGACAGUGAGAUACCGGAUAUUCACACUUGACCACAAAAUGAGGCCUCAUGAGGGAGUGUUCCAGAUAUCAGUGGUGAAUGCUGUUGGAAACAGAAUAAUGAAGUCUCUCAGGACUGCACAAGGAGGAAUAUUCCAAGGCUCAUUCCCCAUCCCUAGUGUCUCUAAGAUGGGCACGUGGAAUAUUACAGCACACUAUAGAGACGAUGAAGAACAUGUUGCUUCCCGAGCGUUCAAAGUCCAAAAAUUUGUUUUACCAAGUUUUGAUGUGGACAUCACUAUGAAGCAGCGCUAUAUUUUGCUGGAAGAUGAUUGGCUUAACUUCACCGUCUCAGCGAGGUAUUCACAUGGUGAGACAGUCAAAGGGGCUUACCACUGCCAAUUUGGAGUCAUUAAAAAAGGUACAGCUGGUGGUGACAAAAUGACGCCUAACGUCAUCAAGGGACUGGAGGUGGCUGGCUCGGUCGAGAAUGGAAUUGGAACAGUUUCUCUUCAGUUAGCGAAAAUCAGUUCAAAACUCAAAAACAAAUCGUUGGCUGACUUGCAGAGAAAUGGAGAACAACUCUACGUGGGAGUAUUCGUCACCAACAUCCAAAGUGGUGAAAUCCAAGAGGCAGAAGUUUACCUUCCUGUCAUCAUCCACAAAUACAUCAUAGAUCUCUCUCGAACUCGCUCUGUUUUCUUCCCUGGAUACCCGCUGGAUGUGGUGGUGCUCAUGCGUCACCCAGAUGGCUCCCCAGCAGCUGGUGUUCCUGUCACUAUGAAUGUACCAGCAUCCAAUCAGGAAGCUUGGCAAGGCACCACUGAUCGGGACGGGUCAGCGUUUUACACCUUUAACACCAACCGUGUGCCUGAGAUCACAGUUGAGGUGUCUGCAAAUGGCCGGACAGAGAGGAAGAUAGUUAAGGUUGCUUCAUCUCCGAGUAGCAGCUUCCUUUACCUGACUUUUACCAACAAGGUGUACUCUGUGGGUGACUUACUCACAGUGACAUACAACUCCAUCAACAGCCCAGCAACUGGUUAUAUGUACUACAUGGUCUUGAGUCGUGGGAUGAUAAUCCAGGAGGGUUCUCUCAAACUCGGUAUAUCAGCCGUGCAAAAGCUGCUGAUUACAUCAGCUAUGGUUCCCUCUUUCCGUCUGAUUGGCUACUAUCACAGCAGCAGUGGCGACAUCGUUGCGGACUCCAUUUGGGUUGAUGUCAGAGAUGAAUGUGAGAUAAAGGUCAAGGUUGAAGCAAAGAAAUCAUUUAUACCUGGAUCGUCCACCGAGCUGGAAUUUGAUCUCCACGGUCAGAACGCCAAAGUGGCUCUGCUGGCUGUGGAUAAGGCCAUCUACGCCCUCAAUGCCGAUAACAGACUCACAGCCAAACAGGUGUUUUCCACUAUGGGGUCAGCUGACCUUGGUUGUUCGUACAACGGAGGAUCUGACGCAACAUCAGCGCUUUUAGAUGCCGGCCUGUCGCAUGUCUCCAAAACCAAAUCAGUGUGGAGAAGGAAUUUUGGCUGCGACUCACAAGCUUCACGACAAAGACGAGCUCUGGACCUUCAACAAGAAAUAAUGGCUUUGAAAUCAAACUUUACAGAUCCAGGCCUGAGUAAAUGCUGUGCUCAGGGGGUUUCUCUCAUCCCUAUGAGACGAACAUGUCAGGAGAGGAGGGAUAGGAUUCUCCUGGUGAAUUCAAAUCAGACUUGUGCUGACGUAUUUCUGAAAUGUUGCGUUGAUGCGGCGCGUCUGAGACAAAAAAAGAUGCUAGAAGAUUCCCAGACAGGACUUGGAAGGACUCUAAGCUCUGAAGAAAUGGAACAGUUCUUCUUGGAUAAUACUCAGUAUAUUCGACGAUAUUUCCCCGAAAGCUUUGCAUUCACAGAAUUUGACGUAAAAGGCAAAAGAAGGCAUUCUUUAACGCUACCUGAUUCCAUCACCACGUGGGAGUUUCAGGUCAUCACUUUAUCUGAAGCUACUGGUUUCUGCGUCGUUAAGCCAUACGAGGAAAGAGCAUUUAAGCCGACGUUUGUCUCCUUGAGACUGCCUUACUCAGUGAGAAGAUACGAGCAACUGGCCAUUUCUCCUGUUAUCUACAACUACGGUGACAAGGAAGUGCAGUUGGCAGUGCAUAUGGCACAAACUGAAGGGCUUUGCUCCCCCGGUUCGGCCACCUUGAUCUCUUUUGUUAACAUCACAGUGGCGCCACAGUCCUCUCAGUUUGUCACCUUCUCUGCCGUCCCCAUGGUAACCGGCUCGAUUCCCAUCAAAAUACGUCUGUAUGAUAUGGAUGAUGACUGGGGGAUAGAUGCAAUUGAAAAAAAUCUCAAUGUAUUGACAGAAGGAAUGGAACAGAGAGUCGGAGAAACCAGACUGAUCAAACUAGAUGGGAGGCGCCCACAGACAAUAACUAUUGAUGGAAGUCUACCAGAUGACACCGUCCCAGAGUCCAGCUCAAAUAUAUUUGUUUCAGUGGAAGGAGAUGGAUUUGGCAAAUCACAUGCGAGGAACCUUCUUUCUCCUGAGAAGGUUUCUGAGCUGAUCACCUUGCCUCGCGGAUGCUUAGAACAGACAAUGACACGUCUGGCCCCGACAACUUUAGCCCUCCGCUACCUCGACCUGAGCGACCAAUGGUUUGAACUGCCUCCCGGUGAGAGAGAUAAGGCUCUUAAUAACGUUGAGGAAGGUUACAUAUGGAUUUUACAAUAUCGCAAACAUGAUGGCUCCUAUGGUGUAUGGAGUUCAGUGAGAUCCAGUAAUUGGGUGACUGCCCUUGUAGUAAAAGUGCUAUCAAUGGUGGCGCAGCGUCAGACAGCAGCUCUUGGACAACAGGGUCAGAGGCUUAAAGUUGUACCAGAGGAAGAAAUCUGGCGUUCAGUCGAAUACUUGCUCUUCGAGCAGAAUCCUGAUGGAUCAUUCACUGACCCUCAACCUGUAUUACACAGAGGAGUUCUGAAAGGCCAAGACCAACACUCAUCCAUGACUGCUUUCAUAACUAUUGCACUGUACCGGUCCCUUGAAUUUCUGCAAACUGAACCUCGAAGCAAUGUGGAAGCAAGUAUAUCAAGAGCGGCCACGUAUCUCCAGUCACAUCUGGGGGAGCUUAAGCAUACCUACGCCAUUGCCAUUACAACGUAUUGCCUCUCAGUUUGCCUGCCAGAGGGAACUGAUCUCUCACAUGCAUGGACAAAACUUCAAGCAAAGGCUACUAAAGCGGAGAAUGACUGCUAUCUGUGGACAGAGAAUCCCAGCCCUAGUAAUCAAAAGAAGGCCGAUGCGAUCACAGUAGAGACGACAUCCUAUGCCCUCCUAGCUGCAGUGCAACUUAAGAAUACCACAUGGGCAGAUUCAGCAGCCUGCUGGUUGACCACCCAAGAAAACUAUUUCAAAGGCUUCAAAUCAUCACAGGAUACCAUCAUGGCACUGGAAGCCCUCUCAGAGUAUGAGCUAAAGAGGCCUGUCAGACCUGAAGCAAAAGUAGCAGCAGAGUUCACAGUGCCGGGAAGGCAAAACAUUAUAAGACUUGCACUGGAAAAUGACAAAGAGAAGGUGGAAACAGACCUGAAGAAACUUGCCGGCAAUAACAUUCACGUGGAGCUCACCGGAAAAGGAGACGUCAAGCUGAAAAUUGUGAAGGCUUACCAUUUACUGGAACCCAAGGACGACUGUGCAGAAAUGUCUAUCAGUGUCACAGUGGAGGGGAAAGUGAAGUACACUGAUAAGAUCAUAGAAAAUUAUGACUACUAUGACGACACCGCCGACGAGGAACGGCCACGAGUGCCACGAUCGGCGAUUGAGUGGUUUGACGCUCGCACCCGAAUCACGAGAGAUCUUGAUAACAACCUAAAAUCAGACAGCGUUGUUACCUACAGAGUCUGCGUCAGACCAAAAGGCAAUCUCACAGGAAUGGCGAUCGCUGACAUCACAUUGCUCAGUGGAUUUACUGCUAGUACUAUAGACCUGGACGAGCUAAAAAAGCUAGAACAGUACAUUUCCCAUUAUGAAGUCUCCUACGGAAGAGUGCUGCUCUACUUUAAUCAGAUCUAUGAACAGAAUGAAUGCAUCAAGUUUGAUGCUGUCCAAACAGUGCCAGUCGGCCUCCUCCAGCCUGCUCCAGCCGUGUUCUACGAUUAUUAUGAACCAAGCAGAAAGUGUACUGUGUUCUACUCUGCCCCACGAAGAAGCAAGAUGAUCUCCACACUGUGUUCAGAGGAUGUGUGCCAAUGCGCAGAGAGACCCUGUUAUAAACUACAGAAAACAUUCAAAUCGCCAAACAAUGCAAGGAUCACAAAGAAUGACCGAACACAACAUGCUUGCUUCUUCCCUACGGUAGACUACGCGUACAUAGUGGAAGUCACCAGUGUUUCUGGGAAGAGUAACUUUGAGCUGUACAAAACUAAAGUAGUUGAUGUCCUCAGAUCAAAUGGAGACGUGCAAGUGAGUGAGGAUUCUGUUCGGGUGUUUGCCAAGAGGUUCCAUUGCAAAGGACAUUUAGAAGUGGGGAAGAGGUACCUCAUCAUGGGCAAAGAUGGAACCACAAAUGACUCGACUGGCUCGAUGCAGUAUCUGUUGGAAUCAAACACCUGGAUUGAGAAACAGCCGUCACUAGAAGAAGAUUGUAAGAAAGUUGCCAAUAGACCUGCUUGUAGGGAUUUUAAUGCAUUUGUAUCCGAGUACAAGAUGGAUGGCUGCAGACAGUGAAACAAAUCUGAUUAAUUCAGGAGAAAGAAAGCUUUUGUAUUUUUAAUUUUUUUUUGCAGUUUGUGAUAUUUUACUUCUGUGUCAUAGUGUACAUUUACUGUUGCAAUUAGACUUUAAAAGCAGUCGUGUGUGACCAUUGAUCCAUCAUUAUCUAGACCUAAAUCAGACAAUACGUGUGUAGCUAAUUCUUCUUCUUGUUAUCCUCUUAUUCAUUUUAUUAUUCAAUUUGAUUACUGGAACUGUAUUAUUUUCAUUUAAGUUUUCUCACCCCUCCCUUUUUCUUAACAACACCAUUCUUGAUGUUUUGAAGCUAUUGCUACCCUGAUAUUCUCGACAAUAAAACACGUUGAAUUGAAUUGA
Stegastes partitus (bicolor damselfish) is the source of this 5520-nucleotide messenger RNA. It is a transcript of the gene c4b, whose product is annotated as complement C4B (Chido/Rodgers blood group). Bases 58 to 5160 code for a protein of 1700 amino acids. The transcript has 41 exons. Gene Ontology annotation, biological process: complement activation. NCBI's taxonomy places the organism in Eukaryota, Metazoa, Chordata, Actinopteri, Pomacentridae. Gene Ontology annotation, molecular function: endopeptidase inhibitor activity; protein binding. Gene Ontology annotation, cellular component: extracellular region. The record is from RefSeq and is a predicted model, not a curated record.